This is a messenger RNA of Acanthamoeba castellanii str. Neff, 924 nucleotides long. RefSeq names its product TolAlike protein. Bases 1 to 924 code for a protein of 307 amino acids. The transcript has 2 exons. Gene Ontology annotation, biological process: actin crosslink formation; parallel actin filament bundle assembly. Gene Ontology annotation, cellular component: cortical cytoskeleton. The record is from RefSeq and is a predicted model, not a curated record. Gene Ontology annotation, molecular function: actin filament binding. NCBI's taxonomy places the organism in Eukaryota, Discosea, Longamoebia, Acanthamoebidae.
AUGGCGGGCAAACUGGCUGGUUCCAACGAUCUCGAGCGCUUGGCCGACCUGUGCAAUCGCACCUACAAGGAGCAGGCCGUGUGGUUCCUCAACGCCUUCUGGGACCAGUUCCAGGCCGAGGCCGAGAAGCUGUGGAAGCACGUCCAGCUCUGCGCCGACCUCGACGCCCAGCGCCACGCCGAGGGCACGGCCCUCGACGAGCUCAACGCGCACCGGUUCCUCGAACAGAUCGGCGAGACCCUCACGGUGGUGGCCCUGCGCGAGCGGCUGAGGAAGACCGGCGCCAUCGGCCAGACCGAGCGGCCCAAGGCCGUGCCCCUCACCCACUACAUCCUCUGGCGCUACGAAGUCGACUGGCACGUCCUCGUCAACUCGGCCGGUGACAACAGUGCCGAGCUGAACAAGGCGCAGGCCCUCCUCGACGGUGUGACUGCCGCAUUCAAGGAGUCGGAGAAGCAGGCGGCCUAUGCGCGCCUGCAGGAGGCGCCGUUCAAGGCGGCGCAGGAGGAGGUGGACGCGGCGCUGGCCGACGUCAACGCGCAGGAGUCGGCGCGCGACAGCCGCACGGCCGAGCUGCAGCGCAAGAGCACGGAGGGCGGCAUCGUGCAGCAGAACAAGGCCAAGGCCGAGCUGGCGCAGCACCUGGCCGAGGACCCGCUGCCGCUGCGCAAGGCCAAGAUCACGCUCGAGGCCGCGCUCAAGCGCGCCGAGAAGGCGCGCGCCCCCUUCGAGGCCGCCACCCGCGCCGCCGAGGCCGCGCUCGACGACGCGCGCCAGAAGGUGGAGGAGGCCGAGGCCUAUCUCGAGGAGGUCAAGGCCAAGCCCGGCUCGCCCCUCGGCGCCAUCUGGUGGAUGGAGACCGAGCUCGAGGAGCAGAAGAAGUACCUGCCCUCGUCCAAGGGCGGCGUCGCCAAGCGCGGUUGA